AAUUGACUUUUUGCCCCAUGAGAGUAAGCGCAGUGUACAAGCAAUGUCAUACCAGUUGCUAACCAACGUUAUCAUCUCGGUAUCAAUGACUGUACCAUAGAUUGGUUGGGCAUGGAGCUCGAUUACCAAUAUGUAUAUCCAGUUGCGAAAGCACUCAACACGACAGAGGCGCCCUUGCUUACUCGAGGAGAGUCGCACAUCACCGUAAUCACACCACCAGAGUUCAGCAUCUUGGCCACAGCCAAUGUCACCAUUGAUGAAAUCAAUGAGAUUGCACUGAAGUACAGGAUCCAAAAGACAAAGUUUGAUAUGGUCUGUCUUGGCAAAGAGUCGGUUGCUGUUGAAGACGAAUUGUAUAUUGUUUACCAGAUCAUUGUCGAUGCUCCUAACCUGGAAGCCAUUCGAGAAGCCAUUUUCAAACUCUAUGUGAGCAAGGGCGGUAAUUCAGCACUUUUUGAUCCUCACGCUUUCUGGCCCCAUAUCACCGUUGCCUUUACUGUAGGCGAUCUGUUCGAGGCUGAUGGCGUUUACAAAGGCUGGAACGUGUGCCAUAGUCCUUUGCACAUCAAGUUCUGGUGAAACAAAUCAUCUUAUUCCUAAAUAUACUUGAUUACAGGAUAGAAGCACAAUAUUACCAUUUAGAUGACGUUGAAUGAAGAUUCAUG
Molecule: messenger RNA, 665 nt
Organism: Zychaea mexicana
Lineage: Eukaryota; Fungi; Mucoromycota; Mucoromycetes; Mucorales; Lichtheimiaceae
Exons: 3
Coding region: 112-579 (155 amino acids)
Source: RefSeq, a predicted model, not a curated record